AGUCUCUUCCGCGUUGGAGCCGCUGUUAGCAGCUGUGCAACUGUCACAAACUUUCAUGUGCUCAAAGCUCAAAUGCAGAUAUUUGUGGACAUCCAAGGUGUGUGCCUGCAGUAGGACAGAUGGAGGGAGGACGGACAGCCACAGUGUCAUGGGAGAAUGGGACCCUAGCUCCUAUGGAGCAUCUCCGCCUAGAGAGAGCAGACAGUCCCACACCAGGCCUGGUGGAGGGGACUGAACCUGGUGCAGGUCAGAAGAGUGCUAUGUUUGUCCACUCACAGUCCUUUGAGGAUUUAACAUCAGAGGUCGAACAGGAGGAGCAAAGAGACACUGACAAGGACGAACCAGAGGAAAGCUGUGAGCAGUUACAGCCCCUUGUUGUUCAGGAGGAGAGCACAAAGGAGCUGAACAAUGACAUACAGUCUGACAAUAAGACCAAGGAGGAGGACGUGUGCAGCGAGGCUUGGAGGAGCCACAGGAAACACGUGUUUGUGCUGAGUGAAGCAGGGAAGCCCAUCUAUACUCGCUAUGGGACAGAGGAGGCGCUGUCCAGCACUAUGGGGGUCAUGAUGGCGCUGGUUUCUUUUGUUGAGGCUGAUAAGAACAUAAUCCGCUCCAUUCAUACAGAUGGGUGUAAGGUAGUCUUCCUGACAAGGAGUCCUCUGGUUCUGGUGGGAGUAUCUCGUAGCUGUCAGUCAGACAAGGAGCUUCUACGUGAACUUCAGUACAUCUACUAUCAAAUCGUCAGCCUGCUCACCCUGACCCAACUGAACCACAUCUUCCAGCACAAGCAGAACUAUGACCUGCGGCGUCUGCUAGCCGGCUCAGAGUAUCUCACGGACAAUCUCCUCCUCCGCUUAGAUCGAGACCCUGGCCUUCUGCUCAGUGCCGUCACCUGCCUUCCUCUGCCGAGCUCUUCCAGGGAUGUCGUUUCCUCCACCUUGCAGGCUGCCAAAUCCAAAAGCCUUGUCUUCUCUAUCCUGCUGGCUGGAGACCGUUUAGUCACUUUGGUGAGGAAAAAGGACCAGUUUUUACACCACAUAGACUUACACUUGGUCUUCAACCUUGUCGGAUCCUCGUCUUCAUUCCGCGAGGGUGAAGGCUGGACCCCCAUUUGUUUGCCAAAGUUCAACACUGCAGGAUUUUUCCACGCACACAUUUCCUACCUAGAACCAGGGUCGGAGCUCUGUCUGAUCUUGGUCUCAACAGACAGAGAGGAUUUUUUUAACAUGUCGGACUGCAAGAAACGCUUUCUAGAAAGGCUGACCAAACGUACCGCAUAUCAGGCUAUGAAGGAGGCACUCAAAUGUCCCACCUACUCUGUGGAGCAGGUGGGAAUCCCAGAACUUCGACAUUUCUUGUACAAGUCUAAGAGUUCAGGACUCUAUACCAGUCCAGAGUUUCCUGUUCUAUAUCAACCUGAAGAACAGCAAGAACGAAUCAUGAGCUUGUACCAGGACCUUCACAGUCAUUUGCACCAUCCAACAAGACCCCUGCGCUCCUUCUACCUCUGCACUGAAACAGAAAAUCUCUUAGCAUGGGUGACAAGUGGCUUUGAACUUUAUCUCUGCUUCACUCCACUGGCAACUAAGGCAAUAGCUGUCUCUGCUGUCAACAAACUGCUCAAGUGGAUCAGGAAAGAGGAAGACCGCUUGUUCAUUUUGAGUCCUCUCACAUACUAAACUCUCGCACUAUAAACCUAUUAAAUGACCCUGAAUGUCCAUGGCCUGGUGCUAAUAACUGUGGGUUCUAAAAUCAAGUAAAAGAGAUUUUAAAAGAGCUAUAUUUUACAAAACCUUUAUUUAAUUUUCUUUUUAAACUACUAUUGAUUAGAACAGUACUAUUAUUUAUAUUUAAACUUGGAUUUCUCUGGAAAAAAAAAUACAUUGGAACUUUAUCUCAUUAACUUCUAGAUGGAAACUUGAAAUCAGAAUGUAGCUUCACUGUAUUCCUCUCAGCUGAAAAUUAGCUAUGAACAACAUAUAAUCAUUAGGCAUUCUACAUGCAGCACCUUUAGUUUACAGACUCACUCCAGGAUUGUUUAAUGAUUUCCUUAAAUGUCUGUCAAAUGACUUUCUUAUUGUGUUAUUUCCAAUAGCUCAUAAUUGUGUUAAAAAUCUGGAAUUUCAAAAAAGUGGUUGCUGCUAACAAUGUGUUGGUGCAGCCAUUUUGGGCGUAUAAACUUUACUCUCACAGUUUGAGCAUGUUAAUUGUGUAGCCAAAACUCAGGCCAUUCUGCAGCUGUAUAUUUUCAUAUUUCAUAUGAAGCCUCCAGGACUCUAAUGAUUCUUUGUAUUAAAUCAGUGCCUUGUUCAUGUUAUUUUAUCUUGGCGCUGGAAUAGUUCAGGUUUUUAAACACUGUGAUGAUCUAAUUUCUGUAACAUGACAUUGUUUUUUAAUAGACUUGCCAGCAAAUACUGAUACAUUAAACACAAGACUAAAUCAAGACAGACCAGCAGAGCAGCUGCUGUGUUGACUAAACAAUAAGGAAAAGGUAUUAACAAACAGAACAUGUUCAGCCCUCACUACAUCCACACUGUGUGUAGGCUACAUGAUGUGCUUGGAAUAACCGGCAUGAAGUGUAUUUAUAACAAAGUGUUUAUUGUAUUAAUUAUUAAACUUACAUUUCAAAUC
Molecule: messenger RNA, 2631 nt
Organism: Periophthalmus magnuspinnatus
Lineage: Eukaryota; Metazoa; Chordata; Actinopteri; Gobiiformes; Gobiidae
Gene: mon1a
Product: MON1 secretory trafficking family member A
Exons: 6
Coding region: 120-1679 (519 amino acids)
Biological process (GO): protein targeting to vacuole; vesicle-mediated transport
Source: RefSeq, a predicted model, not a curated record